This is a messenger RNA of Trypanosoma brucei brucei TREU927, 1491 nucleotides long. RefSeq lists its product as hypothetical. The transcript has a single exon. Bases 1 to 1491 code for a protein of 496 amino acids. NCBI's taxonomy places the organism in Eukaryota, Euglenozoa, Kinetoplastea, Trypanosomatida, Trypanosomatidae. The record is from RefSeq and is a predicted model, not a curated record.
AUGCCAGCCACCAGGGAAGGGACGAAGAGCGUUACCGCCGAAACGUUUGCGGUUGAGAUUGUCCAUCUUGUUCGUUUACAUCAAAUUCACACAGUGACGCUAUGUUGUCCAACAGAAGAACUUCGGGUGGAGCCAGCGGCGCUCCCAAUGGCAUCUACAAUUACCGUUGAGGCACGAUUGCUUAGCUCGCUCGAUUGGAACUGCGAUACGGCUAAGAACUGUACUUUUGACGCGGUGCUAGCGAAAAGUAAUGGAACAGUAUUCACAUAUCACAUCUUAUUUGCGACCGCUGUGACUUCGAGAGACUCCGCAGGUGCUGCUAUUUCUGAAAGGCAAGGAACGCAGCUUAGUGCCCACUGGUGUUCGCAGCUGCAGCGGCGGCUGGCUAUCUGUUCCGCUCUCACAGGCGUUCCAAGUCAUCUAUCGGUGUUGCUGCUCCCGUACGUACCGCACCUAUCGUGGAACAGGGAUCGCGAUGGGAUCCUCGGCGCAAUUCACAGCGCGACGAUGAUGUCGACGAUAACGGCACGGGACCUGGAUGAUAAUGACACAUCGGAAGCGAGGUACGAUGUCCGUGUUGCCGCUCUUCUUAACGCGGCAGUUCCGCUUGGUCCCCGUGUGGGUUAUCACACAGUGGCUUUGUUCUUGAAUGCCAUCGAUGGGGAUGCCUGUUUUAGGGAGGCACUUUCUCCAAACAACUUGCGCGAAAGCAGAAAACGAGUGCGACAGUCUCAGAAGGGAUGCAUUAAACCGGGGAAAGAUACAUCGUUUUGUUUUCCCCUCCUAGCUGAGUUCAACGAAAAGUAUCUGCUCCCAGCGCUUUCGUGGGGAGCGCUACACGCGAGCACCCUGGAAGGUAAAGGUAACCACUACGACGUGUGUGGGCUUGGAAAAGACAUGGGCUGCAGUGUCUACCUCCGCGGUACUCUUGACGCUCUCCGUGUGCGCAGCGUUACAGUCAUUGUGGACGGGCCGCGCGAUUUGUGGUACCGUGUGAUAUCGCCAUAUGAGGACACUGCGGCUCCGGUAGCUAGCAUGAAACCUUCUCUACUGCAGCUUGCGGGAAAGCUUGCAGAAACAGUUGAGGCGGCCUUAUGCCGGUUGGUUGCCGAGAACUCGGACAGCUUUGUCCAUCGCGCGAUGGUCUCACCCUCCAGAGAGGAUGGUGCGGCGUGUGUUGCGGCUGGGCCUGAAAUCGAGGUCGGGACGAUAGUGCCUAUAGGGCAGUCAUGCCCACUACUGAUACAGAGUAUUGCAGACAGUUUGGCACACAUCGUGCGAACGUCGCAGAAUCCACUUUUCGUAGCAGACGUUCAGCGGCUACUGCAGUUACAUUUGAUGGAAGGUGACACGCCAUCACAUGUGAUGGAAUUGAAUGCUGAUGGUGGAGUUGUGGCGGAAAGUCGUGGUGACGCUGCCACUCAGUCAUCAGUUGGCUCAACCGCUGCAGCACUUCAGUGGGCUGUCGAAACACGUCUCCUGAAGCUGUAA